This is a messenger RNA of Trifolium pratense (red clover), 1987 nucleotides long. RefSeq names its product tricyclene synthase TPS4, chloroplastic-like. Bases 62 to 1819 code for a protein of 585 amino acids. The transcript is spliced from 7 exons. Gene Ontology annotation, molecular function: terpene synthase activity; magnesium ion binding. The record is from RefSeq and is a predicted model, not a curated record. Gene Ontology annotation, biological process: diterpenoid biosynthetic process. Lineage: Eukaryota; Viridiplantae; Streptophyta; Magnoliopsida; Fabales; Fabaceae.
ACAUCUAGUUUCUUCAAAACUCAAGAUAUUGAGCAUUCACAUCUAGCAAUAAUUAAUUUCAAUGUUACUAAACUCAACCUUUCUUCUACUUCCUAGUUUCUUCAAAAAUCAAGAACUAGGAAGAACUAAUAUUCUUGGCCACAUAAAUGGUUCUACUCUUCCAUGUUACGCUACAGCUACAGCUACAAAUACAAAUACAAAUAUUUCUCAAAGAAAAUCAGCCAAUUAUCAACCCAAUAUUUGGAAUUACGAUACUUUACAAUCCUUGAAACAAGACCAUACGGAUCUACGAUAUGUUGAAAGGGGAAGGAGGUUGAAAGAGGAAGUAAGGAACAUGAUUAAGGAAGAAAAUGUAGAGAUAUUGGAGUUAAUUGACAUUGUGAAACGCUUAGGCCUCAACUACCAUUUUGAAAAGGAGAUAGGAGAAGCCAUUGAUAGGUUUUUGUCUUUGGAAAAAUUCAAUAAUACAAUUAUUCACACAAGUCUACAUGAAACUGCUUUGAGAUUCAGGCUACUUCGAGAUUAUGGCUAUGAUGUUUCAGAAGAUAUUUUUGAGAGGUUUAAAGACCACAAUGGAAAUUUUAAGGAAUGUCUAGUCAAAGAUGUCAAAGGAAUGUUAAGUCUCUAUGAGGCAUCAUUCCUAUCUUAUGAAGGAGAACAAAUUUUGGAUGAAGCCAAUGCCUUCACAAGCUUCCACCUUAGAGGCCUUAAAGAAGAUAAAAGUAGUUUUCUCUUUGAGCAAGUGAAUCGUUCAUUGGAACUUCCACUACAUCGUAGAUUCCAAAGGCUUGAAGCUCGAUGGUAUAUUGAGUCAUAUCAAAAAAGAAAGGACGCAAACAUGGUGUUAGUUGAAGCUGCCAAGAUGGAUUUCAACAUUUUGCAAUCAAAUCUACAACAGGAACUUAAAGAAAUAUCUAAGUGGUGGAAGGGGAUGGGACUUGCCCCAAGGUUAAGCUUUGGUCGUGAUAGGCUAAUGGAAUGUUAUUUUUGGGCGGUUGGAAUGACACCAUUUGAGACUAAGUUCAGUGAUCUCCGCAAGGGUUUAACCAAAGUGGCUUCUCUAAUAACUUUAAUAGAUGAUAUUUAUGAUGUCUAUGGCACCUUGGAUGAAUUGCAGCUUUUCACAACCGCUGUUGAAAGUUGGGAUAUUAAUGCAAUUCAAAUUCUUCCGGAAUACAUGAAAAUAUUCUUCUUAGCACUCUACAAUACUGUCAAUGAAUUCGCAUACGAGACACUUAAGGACAAAGGACACGACAUCCUUCCCUACCUCGUCAAAGCGUGGUCUGAUAUGUUGAAAGCAUUCCUACAAGAAGCAAGGUGGUGUCAUGAUAAACAAUUGCCAAAAUUUGAUGACUACCUCAACAAUGCUUGGGUGUCUGCCUCCGGUGUAGUUUUAUUGACUCAUACAUAUUUUCUACUAAAUCAUAGCCUAACAAAGGAGGGACUUGAAUACUUGGAAAAUUGUCAUAUGUUGUUGAAGAGACCAUCCAUUAUUUUUCGACUUUGCAAUGAUUUGGCUACUUCAUCGGCGGAGUUACAAAGAGGUGAAGGAGCAAAUUCAAUUAUAUGCUACAUGAACGAAAAUGGUGUUAGUGAAGAAGCUGCUUACAAACACAUCCAUAGUUUGCUUAAUGAAACUUGGAAAAAGAUGAACAAAGAUAGAGUUACCAAUUCAACUUUUUCAAAAUAUUUUGUAGAAAUAGCAAUCAACCUUGCUAGAAUUUCUCAUUGCACGUAUCAAUAUGGAGAUGGACAUGGUGCCCCUGAUACCAUAGCAAGGAAUAGAAUAAAGGCAUUAAUACUUGAACCCAUUGAUUAAACUCUUGAGGAAAUAAUUGAAAUUCUUAUAUUCUCUUGAUGCAAUUAAUGCCUUCUUAUUUUUUUUAUACAAAAAAUGUGUACUAGCUAGUAUGUUAGCUAUUUGUAAAGAAAUAAAAAUAGAGCUAUAUGUACAUGAAGGUACCACCAAACUAUUGAUUGAGUUUGA